Messenger RNA from Beauveria bassiana ARSEF 2860, 1518 nucleotides. RefSeq names its product phosphatidylinositol transfer protein CSR1. The record is from RefSeq and is a predicted model, not a curated record. Bases 1 to 1518 code for a protein of 505 amino acids. The transcript has a single exon. Lineage: Eukaryota; Fungi; Ascomycota; Sordariomycetes; Hypocreales; Cordycipitaceae.
AUGUCUACCAAUGCCAUUCCCGAGGGCAACGUCGGUAACCUGACGACCGAGCAGGAGACGACGCUUCGCAAGUUCUGGGGCACAAUUUUCAAGCUCUAUGAUCUGUACGAGUCCAAGGACCCCGAGAUUCAGGCUGCACUCAAGAACUGCGCCAAUCAGGCUGCUGCCCCCGUUCAAAAGUCUCGCUUCGGCCUCUUUGGCGGCGGCAAGAAAGCCAGCACUGAGGACAACAAUGCCACUGCCCUCAUUGAGAAGCACCUCGAUCUUGGUGCUGCCGAUGAGAAUGACAAGUUUGGCCUUCGCAAGCAAUUCAUGGAGAUGCUUAGCAAGCACUCAGCCGAUUCUUCCCGUGCCAUGAUUCUUGAGGCCUCCAAGCACGACCACCCCGAUGCCCUUGCCCUGCGUUUCCUGCGUGCCCGGAAGUGGCAGGUUGACAAGGGCAUCAUCAUGAUGUUUUCCGCUAUGGACUGGCGCACGUCCAAGUCCAAGGUCGACUCCGACAUCAUGUACCACGGUGACGGCGGCGGUGCCCGUGACGAGAAGAGCUCCGACCCCAACACCAAAGUCCUUGCCCAUGACUUUAUGCGCCAGCUUCGAAUGGGCAAGGGUUUCCUCCACGGCACCGAUAAGUUGGGCCGUCCCAUCAGCUAUGUCCGCGUCCGUCUACACAAGCCAUUCGAUUGCAAGAAUGAGUCUCUUGAGCGCUUCAUUGUGUACAACAUCGAGACGGGUCGCAUGGUGCUGAACCCUCCCAUCGAGACUGCCUGCCUGGUGUUUGACUUGAGUGGCUUCACUCUGGCCAACAUGGACUAUGUCCCUGUCAAGUACAUUAUUCAGUCGUUUGAGGCCAAUUACCCCGAGUCGCUGGGUGUUAUCCUUGUCCACAAUGCUCCCUGGGUCUUCAAGAGCAUCUGGAAGAUUAUUCACGGCUGGCUGGACCCCGUCGUCGCUAGCAAGGUGAAAUUCACCAAUGGCCGCGACGGUGUCGACGGCAUCACCAACCACAUUGCCCCUGACAGGCUGAUCAAGGAGCUCGGUGGUGACCUAGACUGGGAGUACGAGUAUGUGGAGCCAGUCGAGGGCGAGAACGACCUUAUGAAGGACACUGCCACCCGCGACCGCCUCCUGGCGGAGCGCAAGGAGAUUGGUAAAAGAUUCGAGGCUGCCACGAGAAAGUGGGUUCAGGCGUCGACCCCCGAGAGCAACGCCGAGCGCACCAGCCUGGCAAAGGAGCUGACGGUCAACUACUGGAAGCUGGACCCCUACAUCCGCGCGCGCAGCAUGUACGACCGCAACGGCAACCUCCGCGGCGGCAAGAAGGUUGCGUGGUACGACGACGAGAAGGCCGCCGCUGCCGCCGAGGACAAGGCCGGCGACAAUGCUACGGUCAAGUCGGAAGACACGUUUGUUGACGCGGGCAACGACGGUGAGCUGGCGGCUACGGCCAAGGCUGUGGAGGGCCUCAACAUCAACGAGAAGACUCCCUUGGCGACGACUGCCAACGCGGUUGCUGCUUAA